Molecule: messenger RNA, 2566 nt
Organism: Panicum hallii
Lineage: Eukaryota; Viridiplantae; Streptophyta; Magnoliopsida; Poales; Poaceae
Exons: 4
Coding region: 4-1659 (551 amino acids)
Molecular function (GO): acetylglucosaminyltransferase activity
Source: RefSeq, a predicted model, not a curated record
GGAAUGGUAUGGUGUCACAACUGCAAGGAGAGACAGCCACCCGUCUCGCACCGUCCAUCCCUAAAACAUCGCCACGUCCCGCCUGCGACAACCCCCAAUGUCCGUGGCCACCGGCGGCGGCGGCGUGUACCCCCGAGCCCAAUGCCCAAGCCCCACCACGCAGCCCCCUCGCCGCCGCCGCUCCUCCCGCUCGCGCUCCUGCCGCCGCGGCACUGCCCGCUCGCCGCCGCCGUGCUGGCGCUGCUCUCGGUGCUGCUCGCCACCGCGCUCUGGCUCCUCCUCGUGCUCUCCCCGUCCCAGGGGGCCCCGCCCGCCGCCUCCGAGCACUCGGCGCUGUCGGAUGCGGGCGCGGCGCUCGCGGGCCCCGGCGCGGCCUCGCCUCUCGCGCUCGGCCACAUCGUCUUCGGCAUCGCGGGGUCGGCGCAUCUCUGGCCGCGCCGCCGCGAGUACGUCCGCCUGUGGUGGGAUCCCGCCACGAUGCGCGGCCACGUCUGGCUCGACGCGGGCGCGCCCGCCGCGCCGGGGCCCAGCGCCGCCUGGGAGGGAUCCCUGCCGCCGAUCCGGGUGUCCGAGGACACAUCCAGGUUCAGGUACACUAACCCCACGGGCCACCCGUCGGGACUCCGGAUCGCGCGCAUCGCCGCUGAGGCCGUGCGGCUCGUCGGCGGAGGAGCUGGCGUGCGGUGGGUCGUGCUUGUCGACGACGACACCGUGCUGUGCGCGGACAACCUGGUCGCCGUGCUCAGCAAGUACGACUGGAGGGAGAUGGUGUACGUCGGGGCGUCGUCCGAGAGCCACUCCGCAAACACCUACUUCAGCCACAGCAUGGCGUUUGGAGGCGGCGGCGUCGCGCUCAGCUUCCCCCUCGCUGUCGCACUCGCGCAGACGCUCGAUGUGUGCAUCGAGAGGUACCCAAAGCUGUAUGGAAGCGACGACCGCCUUCAUGCCUGCAUUACGGAGCUCGGUGUGCCCCUAUCUCGCGAGUAUGGAUUCCACCAGUGGGAUAUCAGAGGCAAUGCUCAUGGUUUAUUGGCGUCUCAUCCAAUUGCUCCUUUCAUCAGUAUCCACCACGUGGAGCUUGUGGACCCCAUAUACCCUGGUUUGAACUCUCUUGAGAGUUUGGAUCUGUUUACAAAGGCUAUGAAAAUGGAACCCAUGAGCUUCCUGCAGCGUUCAAUUUGCUACGAUCAAAGCCAAAAGCUUACAUUUGCUGUCUCAUUGGGCUAUGCUAUUGAAGUAUACCCCAAUGUUCUUCUUCCUCGUGAUUUGGAGCGAUCACAAAGGACUUACAUUGCUUAUAAUAGGAUGAGUCAGAGAAACGAAUUUGAUUUUGACACUAGGGAUGUUCAGAAGUCUUUGUGCAAGAAGCCUAUCUUAUUUUUCUUGAAGGAAGUCUGGAAGGAUGGAAACAUGACUAGGGGAUCUUACGUACGAUCAAGUGGUAGGGAUGAUCUCAAAAGAAAGGUGUUUUGCUUCCGGUCACCCCCUAUACCUGACAUAGAUGAGAUCCAAGUCUCUUCGUCUCCAUUAAGCAAGCAUUGGCAUCUGGCACCAAGAAGGUUGUGCAGUGCACUUAAAGGGUCUAUUAAUGGUACUCUGUUUAUGUUUGUUCGGCAAUGUGGGCGUGGGACUUUUGGUUCAGCUUCUGAUUCGCUAUGACUGAUGGAAAACAGAGAUGUAUAUUUUCUGUCCAGAUGAUACCUGGAAGAUGUAGUUACCACCCUACAUUCUUUGAGUCAAGUGUUAUGGGGGCUCUUUUUCUGCCUCAAGUGCUUGACAGUAGUCAACUGCUUGUUAUACUUGGUAGUUACUGAAGCGGUUGCUGACAGAAGAAUUUGCUGAAAAGACAUACUGGAGAAUUUUUUUUGCUUUGGAACCUCUAUGCGGCUGGUGUAUGAUACUUGCAGCCUGAGACCUAGUGAAGAGAGAUCUUUGACUAAACCUUUAAUCUGAGAGAAAUAACUGGCUGGUUUCAUUCUCCAAGACCAGCUUACUCACCUUCAUGGAUUCUCCUUGAAAUGCAUGAAAUCAGGUAAGAGUGGUGAUAUGUUAGUUGUGGGUUUUAGAGCUGUAAGUCUGUAACCCUUCUUCAUAGUUGAUACCCUAGUUAGAUUGUGAACAGUGUAAAGCACAAGAGCCAUGAGGGAGAAUCCAUUCGAUCUAUUCUUUCCUGUUACAUUUCAAAAACCAUCUCCUGUGAAAGUGACGCAUUACCUAAAGAGCCGCAGUGGGUUCCAGACUGGAUACAGUUUGAUAUAGGAGUACACUAACUUUAGAAUUUGGUCUUGCUUAGUCCUUGUAAGAGUCGUAGGGCCCUUCUGAACAUGAGGUAUUUUGCAGAUUUUCUGAGGCAAUCGAAUCUUGUGAAAUUUCGAUGAGCUACAGAACAGGCCCGUCAAGUCCACGCUUUCUUUUCAGUUCUGUGUGACUGUCUGACAUCAUCUAGUGUUGAAACCACCUUCUUGUGGUAUGUCUAGUGUUGAUGUUAAUGAACAUGGACAUGGACCUAACUCCCUUUCCAAUUGCCUGAUCUAGUCACUAGUUAAAUUGCCAUUUGAUCUAGUAA